Messenger RNA from Prorocentrum cordatum, 1608 nucleotides. Lineage: Eukaryota; Dinophyceae; Prorocentrales; Prorocentraceae. The record is from the annotation of a GenBank genome assembly.
UGGUGCUGCGACGCGCAGAGGCCCGCUGACGGGACAGGGAAGCGGAGAAGGAGGCGUGUUGGCUGUAGGCGGCAGGGACGCCAUGUGUUCAAAGGACAACGUGCCGUCGGAUCGCGCGAGAACAACAAGGGACACUGCGCCGCACAGGCCACGCAUGCGACCCGCCGUGCGCGCGCCCUUCGGAGCCGGCGGGCGGCAUCGGCCGAGCGUGGUCCAAAGGGUCAAGGACGUAGGAAUGAACUUGUGGAGCUACUCCGCCCGUGAACGGAAGCUUGACUGCAUGCACGUGCACACGCGCGCACGCCAUUGCGUCCCGACAGAAGAUGGGGAGGGAUGCAUUUCUGAAGAAGGCGGUCAGCGAUGUGGCACACUGGAGCGCGGAGGACGUGAGCGAGGGAGGAGCAAGAACAUUGCCCUACGGAGAUAGAACACUGUCCUACGGGAACACGGCAAAAGCAGCCAGCGACAACGAAUCAACGCACCCUAUGAUUCAGUCGCGACGGAGGCGGGAGCGACGAGGGAGGGAGAACAGAGAACUGGCAUCUCCGUGCCCAUGCGCUGCAAUUGGGGCGAAGAGCACCCUGUGGAGGCUGGAAGCCUUUCCAGAAACUGAAGCAGGUGGAUGCAAGUUCGCUCUCCAGAAAGCAAGUAUACGCAGCUCAGGUUGGUGCCGCAACAUGGACACAACAAAACAUGAAGCACACCGAGAAUAUCACAAGAGCGGCCUGCCUUAGACGAGCUCAUGCAAUCACAACCCUGACGUUACGUGUCAGAUGAUGUGCUCCCCAGCGGCUCGCUGUCCAGGAACCCGUUGCGAGGCACGAAAUUAUCUGCGAUGUCUGCUGUCGGGAACGCCCCUUCCCACCUCCGUUCGGAGAGGCGGGGCGCCCGUGCUGCGGGGCAUGAGGGCCCGGGCGCGACCGAACGGCCCGUCGGCUCGGAGCUGUUACGGCACCUGGAUUGAAUGAAAUGGUCAGUCAGCCUUCCUUCUCAGCCGCUUCCUCAAGGCCUGAAGGCGUGGCAAACCCAUUAUAUUCAAAUUCAAACGACGCUCUGCUGGAAAAAGAAGUCGGCAUCCCCUCACAACACAAUAUUUGUCUUGCCAGACGCUGGCCCCAAUGCACUCGGAACGGGAAGGAGGGGCAGGGGAGGGGGGGAGCGACAGGGGAAAGGAGGAGGCGAAGAAGCAUAGGAACAAGAGAGGGGGGACGAACUAUUCCCGACCGCCCGCACCGAGCAUGCGAGCCAGCUGCCCGCGCCGCAAGAGCCCACACGGCCACAGGCAGAGCGGGCCCCAAAGCCAGCCGAAGAAAAGGAUCACGGUGCAGGAGGGCCCCCGACGUCCGCCCCAGGCAAGCACGACGGCAACACGAGUGCGUUGCCGUGCCCCUUCGCAGCUGUUCGGCAAGGCCUCCCCAUCGCCGUCGUCCUCCUCCUCGCCAUCGUCUUCCUCCCCCCACUGCGCUGCGUUCCGAUGCGUCCCCGCUUCGCCCCGCGCCGCGAACGCGGCGGGCCUCAGCCGAGCCGGCCGAGCCAGGCGGCCCCGCGGCCUCAGGAACGCCAGGGGCCAGAGUGGUCCCUCCUCCCUCCUCCCACCUCGCCGCUUCC